GCGUGAGGAGGAGUGAGCACGAGAAACGUAUGAGGAGAGAGAUGACGGCGUUGAUGAAGUCCGUAGGGGUCGGAACUCUGAAAUUCUCGUCAGUGGUGAGUUUCAGGUUGAACAGAUGCCGCGGAGCACGUUCGUUCUCAAUGCUUAUGUCGCCACCGUCAAAGGCCAUCGUGUACGACCAGCACGGCUCUCCUGAUUCUGUCACCAGAUUGGUGAAUCUCCCACCGGUGGAAGUGAGAGAAAACGACGUAUGCGUUAAAAUGAUCGCCGCACCGAUCAAUCCUUCCGAUAUCAAUCGAAUUGAAGGUGUGUACCCGGUUAGGCCACCGGUACCAGCGGUUGGCGGUUAUGAAGGUGUUGGUGAAGUCUAUUCUGUUGGCUCCAAUGUCAAUACUCUUUCUCCUGGUGAUUGGGUUAUUCCCUCUCCACCUUCCUCAGGGAUGUGGCAGACGUUUGUUGUCAAGGAGGAGAGUGUGUGGCACAAGAUUGACAAAUCUUGUCCAGUGGAGUACGCUGCGACGAUUACUGUUAAUCCAUUGACGGCUCUAAGGAUGCUCGAAGAUUUUGUGGCCUUGGAUUCUGCAGGAGAUUCUGUGGUACAGAAUGGUGCAACAAGUAUUGUGGGUCAGUGUGUGAUUCAGUUAGCUAGGCUCCGUGGCAUUAGUACCAUCAACAUUAUACGUGAUAGGGCUGGCUCGGAUGAAGCGAGGGAGAGUCUGAAAGCUCUUGGUGCAGACCAGGUGUUUUUAGAGAGUCAAUUGAAUGUGAAGAACGUGAAAAGUCUUUUGGGAGGCUUGCCUGAACCAGCUCUGGGAUUCAACUGUGUUGGUGGCAAUGCCGCCUCUCUUGUUCUCAAGUUUCUGAGGGAAGGAGGAACCAUGGUAACAUAUGGAGGGAUGUCGAAGAAGCCAAUCACUGUGUCAACAACAUCUUUUAUCUUCAAGGAUUUGGCGUUGAAAGGGUUUUGGCUGCAGAAGUGGUUGAGUUUAGGUAAAGUAAAAGAAUGCAGAGAGAUGAUAGACUAUCUCCUCGGGCUUGCGCGGGACGGGAAGCUUAAAUACGAGACGGAACUGGUUCCUUUCGACGAGUUCCCUGUCGCUCUGGAUAAAGCUCUCGGGAAGGCAGGUAGGCAACCUAAACAAGUCAUCACAUUCUGAAGCUUCCUUUAGGAAGUGCUGCCACUAUGUUAGUGUUUAGGUAUUACCAUAUUUUAGUAAUCUGAUGAUGCAAAAUGUACUUUAUAUUGUACUCUCUGUUUUUCUCUCCCAUGUAUCAGAAACAAUAAAAUUGUAGACUGAACAUACCAAGCAAAAUAAAUCAUUACGCUGGGUACAACUGGUUCC
Messenger RNA from Eruca vesicaria subsp. sativa (arugula), 1343 nucleotides. Lineage: Eukaryota; Viridiplantae; Streptophyta; Magnoliopsida; Brassicales; Brassicaceae. The record is from the annotation of a GenBank genome assembly.